GUUUUUGAAUCAAAUGAAGAAUCAGGCCAUCUUAUCCUUACCAUUGUUGUAUCUGGCCAUUUCUUUAUUUCCCAGGGACGAACAGUACUGGAAGGCUUUUCAUUAAUUGAUUCCCACAAGUGGUUAAAGAUAGUCAGACGAGCAGACUGCCUGCUGCUUUGUGCGCAGUCAAAGCAGAACGAAUGCCGCAUGUUUCGCGUUCAAUUUGGUGGGGAUUCCAAGGAAGAGAUGCUGGAACACUGCUGCAGUUGCGUUCGGAAACUUGCAGAGUAUGUGCCGGUUCAAGUAAUGGAUGAACGCGGGCAGCAGCUCUGUCACAGUCUCGGUCAGCUGGCUGACGGUGGGGAUCAGCUCAAGGAGGCGGAACAGCAUCCAUCAGUCCCACAUGGACCAGAUGAGCCUCUACCGGAUUCCUGCUCAAGCCUUGGAGAAACAAGAUCCGUAGCACAGCUAGCACAGGCUGUGCUGAAGAACCACCCCGAGCUCCCCCUCCUGCAUCCGCACGCAGCCUGGCGUGCGCAAGAGCUGGGGCCCUUCAUCCGCCUCUGUCUCAUGGACCAGAGUUUCCCAGCUUUUGUGGAAGAUGUGGAGAAGGAAUUGAAAAAACUCACAGAAGGUUGA
Messenger RNA from Eurypyga helias (sunbittern), 621 nucleotides. It is a transcript of the gene REC114, whose product is annotated as REC114 meiotic recombination protein. The record is from RefSeq and is a predicted model, not a curated record. The annotation marks the transcript as partial. Lineage: Eukaryota; Metazoa; Chordata; Aves; Eurypygiformes; Eurypygidae. The transcript is spliced from 5 exons.